UGGACGCCUCCAUCGGUGCUCGGCAGGUCCGGACCCCUUCGAAGCCCCGCAUGCAGGAGAUCUUCUUCCAGAAGCCGGUAAGAAAAGAAAACGAGGGGGUCGCCAUGUCUACCAUCGCAGCCUUCUACAACGAGAAAUCGAUCCUCAUCACGGGAGCCACGGGGUUCAUGGGCAAAGUGCUGGUGGAGAAACUUUUACGCACGAGUCCUGACCUCAAAGCCAUCUACAUCCUCGUCAGGCCCAAGUCUGGACAGUCGAUGCAGCAGAGAGUAACCGAGAUGCUCAAGUGCAAGCUCUUCGACAAAGUCAAAGAAACCUGUCCCAACAUCAAGGAGAAGAUCAAACCCAUUUACGCCGACCUCAAGCAGGGGGAUCUGGCCAUCAGCAAAGAGAACUUGCAGGAACUCCUGGGGUGCAUCAACAUCAUCUUCCACUGUGCCGCCACUGUUCGCUUCGAUGACCCAUUGAGACACGCCUUGCAGCUGAACGUCCUGGCCACCCAGCAGCUCCUGCUCAUCGCCAGCCAGAUGUCCAAACUGGAAGCCUUCAUCCACUUCUCCACCGCCUUCUCCAACUGCAACCUGAAGCACAUCGACGAAAUCAUCUACCCGGCCCCCGUGGAGCCCAAGAAGCUCAUCGACUCCGUGGAGUGGCUAGAUGACACGAUUGUGGAAGAGAUCACUCCCAAACUGAUUGGCGACAGGCCCAACACCUACACGUUCACCAAGGCCUUAGGGGAGACCGUGGUGGAGCAAGAGAAAGGAAACCUGAACAUCGCCAUCAUCCGACCGUCCAUUGUGGGAGCCAGUUGGAAAGAGCCUUUCCCGGGCUGGAUUGAUUCCUUAAAUGGACCUAGUGGCCUCAUGGUUGCGGCCGGGAAAGGCAUCCUGCGGGUCAUCAAGGCCACCCCCGACGCUGUAGCCGACGUGGUCCCGGUGGACAUCGUCAUCAACCUGACCCUGGCGGUGGGAUGGUACACGGCCGUCCACAGGCCCAAAUCAACUCUGAUAUACCACUGCACAACGGGCAACCUCAACCCUUUCCCCUGGGGAAUGCUAGGGUACCACGUCCUGAAGACUUUCCAAGAGUCGCCCCUGGAGAAAGCCUUCAGGAGACCCUGCACUGACUUCAUUUCAAGCAGCAUCACGGCUCACUACUGGAACGCCGUCAGCCACGUAGGCCCGGCCGUCCUCUACGACUUCUACCUGAGGAUCACGGGAAGGAAGCCCAGAAUGACAAAGCUGGUCAACCGACUGCUCAAGUCCCUUUCCCUGAUGGAGUAUUUCAUCAAUCGGAGCUGGGAAUGGAGUACGUACAAUACGGAAAUGUUAAUGGGGCAGCUUACUCCUGAAGACCAAAAACUAUUCAAUUUCGACGUGCGCAAGCUGGACUGGUUUGAGUACGUUGAAAACUACUGCAUCGGGACCAAGAAAUACCUGCUGAAAGAAGACAUGUCCAGGCUUCCUGCCGCGAGGCAGCACUUAAAAAGGCUCAGAAACAUUCACUACCUCUUCAACACCGUUGUCUUCCUCAUCGUCUGGCGGGUCUUCAUCGCCCGAUCGCAGAUGGCUCGGAACGUCUGGUACUUUGUGGUGAACCUCUGCUAUAAAUUCCUUAACUACUUCAGGGCAUCCAGCACCCUCGGGCACUGAGAUCUUAGUCAAAAACCAACCGCCUCCCAACGACCCCAGAACCUCCUCUAAAACAGCAACAGUGGGUGUCGGGAUUUCAAAGCCGUUUAAGAACCUGCCCGUUCCCAUAACCCUCCGCCUGACCAUCAUGUAGUUGCCAGAA
Molecule: messenger RNA, 1794 nt
Organism: Ornithorhynchus anatinus (platypus)
Lineage: Eukaryota; Metazoa; Chordata; Mammalia; Monotremata; Ornithorhynchidae
Gene: FAR2
Product: fatty acyl-CoA reductase 2
Exons: 12
Coding region: 51-1652 (533 amino acids)
Biological process (GO): long-chain fatty-acyl-CoA metabolic process
Cellular component (GO): peroxisome
Molecular function (GO): alcohol-forming very long-chain fatty acyl-CoA reductase (NADP+) activity
Source: RefSeq, a predicted model, not a curated record